AUGAAGCUCUUCGCCUUCAUUGCCUCCCUCCUUUACCUUAUUCCGGUCGCACUCUCGGCCUCGUCAAGCCCGGACAAGUUCGAACAAUAUCAGUCGGUUUCUCGCGUCGCACCCAUUCAACUUGAUGACUUGUCUUAUGAUGAUAUCACUUCGAAGCCUCGCGAUUAUCAUGCAGUGGUUAUCCUGACAGCUAUGGAAGCCCGUUUUGGGUGUGUGCUUUGCCGCGAUUUCCAGCCUGAAUUCGAUCUUAUUGCGCGAAGUUGGAACAAAGGCAGCAAGCCUGACGACGUCAAGCUGCUAUUCGGUACCCUCGAUUUCAAUAAUGGCAAAGCGGCCUUCCAAAGACUCAUGCUUCAAACCGCGCCCGUCCUCCUGGUCUUCCCUCCUACUCUCGGGCCUUAUGCCAAAGUUGACGACAGUCCACUGCGUUUUGAUUUCAGCGGUCCCAUUUCCGCCGAGCAGGUUUAUGCUUGGAUCAACCGCCAUCUCCCCGAUGGACCAAAACCGCCACUUGUCCGUCCGAUCAAUUACGUGAGGAUUGCCUCCGGAAUUACAGUUCUGAUGGGAGCCGUGACCUUGUUUACCGUGCUGUCGCCUUAUAUUCUUCCAAUUGUAAGAAAUCGGAACUUGUGGGCUGCAUUCAGCCUGAUUGCCAUCCUUCUAUUCACCAGCGGCCACAUGUUCAAUCACAUCCGCAAAGUCCCAUAUGUUGUCGGAGAUGGAAGAGGUGGUAUCAGCUAUUUUGCCGGUGGAUUUUCAAAUCAAUUUGGAAUGGAAACCCAAAUUGUUGCCGCUAUAUAUGCUGUGCUCGCUUUUUCAACGAUAGCGUUAGCUAUGAAGGCCCCCCGCAUUGCGGACAACAAGUCCCAGCAGGUUGCCGUCGUUAUUUGGGGGGUUGUUUUACUUGGAACAUAUAGUUUCCUUUUGAGUGUCUUCAGGGCGAAGAACGGCGGAUAUCCAUUCUUCCUCCCACCUUUUUAG
Messenger RNA from Aspergillus puulaauensis, 981 nucleotides. It is a transcript of the gene OST3, whose product is annotated as OST3/OST6 family protein. The transcript has 4 exons. Bases 1 to 981 code for a protein of 326 amino acids. The record is from RefSeq and is a predicted model, not a curated record. Lineage: Eukaryota; Fungi; Ascomycota; Eurotiomycetes; Eurotiales; Aspergillaceae. Gene Ontology annotation, cellular component: oligosaccharyltransferase complex.